This is a messenger RNA of Physella acuta, 294 nucleotides long. RefSeq names its product zinc finger protein 593 homolog. Gene Ontology annotation, cellular component: nucleus. NCBI's taxonomy places the organism in Eukaryota, Metazoa, Mollusca, Gastropoda, Physidae. The record is from RefSeq and is a predicted model, not a curated record. Gene Ontology annotation, molecular function: zinc ion binding; nucleic acid binding.
AUGAAAAGUCCCGACUCUUUGUUAAAGCAGGACGUUGACCUGGACAAACCAGGGGCUGCACCGUUUUAUUGUUUGACUUGUGCGAAAUAUUUUAUAAAUGACAAAUCCCUGACAGACCACUUUAAGAGCAAGCCCCACAAAAGAAGGUUGAAGGCGCUUGAAACAGAACCCUACACACAGGAGGAGGCAGACAGGGCUGUAGGGAUGGGAUCAUAUGUUGCACCAAAGAAAGUCACAGUCCUACAGCAGAGUAAACCAAGCACAGAAGCAGAAAUGGCACCUGUAGACACUUGA